UGGUAGCGAAGAAACGCGGUCGCAGUUGGCGCAGCCGUCCCUCGUUCCUGUCGACGCGUGAUCGAAAACGGUUAGGUAAAGUGGUUUCUUGGCAUUGGCGCAACCCCAGAUUCCGAACACCGAGACAUCAUCUUCAUCACCACUCAGCUAGACAUCUUGUUCGCCUCCUAGAGCAACAAACAGAUCACCAUCUCAUAUCUUCAUCUUGCGGCAUUGUGGCCUUUAUUGACGGCAUCUGUGAUCGCAUGUACGAUCCGUGAAAUCACUCUCUUGUUCCUCUCUUUUUCACCGAAUAUCAAUAAUCCCAUUUUUGGUCUACACCCACCGCCACCAUGGGUGUCCCCAAAUUCUUCAGAUGGAUGAGCGAGCGCUAUCCUGCGAUCUCGCAGCUCAUUGCGGAGAAUCGCAUACCAGAAUUCGACGCCCUUUACUUGGAUAUGAACGGCAUCAUUCAUAAUUGUACCCACAAGGAUUCAGAUGACGCCUCCUUUCGGAUGACUGAAGACAAAAUGUUCAUCGCGAUCUUCAACUACAUCGAGCACCUGUUUGGCAAAAUCAAGCCCCAAAAGCUGUUCUUCAUGGCAAUCGAUGGGGUAGCACCCAGAGCCAAGAUGAACCAGCAACGUGCUCGCCGCUUCCGCACUGCACUCGAUGCAGAGAAAGCCAGAGACAAAGCCAUCAAAGAAGGCAUUGAACUUCCAAAAGAGGACGCCUUCGACAGCAAUUGUAUCACUCCUGGUACCGAUUUCAUGGCAAAAUUGACCAGACAGUUGAAGUACUUUAUCAGCAAGAAGGUCUCUGAAGAUGUCGAUUGGCAGGGUGUGGAAAUUGUCCUCUCUGGUCACGAAGUCCCUGGCGAAGGUGAACACAAAAUCAUGGAAUAUAUUCGACAAGCCAAAGCACAACCUGGUUACGACCCGAAUGUCCGUCAUUGUCUCUACGGUCUGGAUGCCGAUCUCAUCAUGUUGGGUCUUCUGAGUCAUGACCCCCAUUUCUGCUUACUUCGAGAAGAAGUCACAUUUGGACGACAAUCACAAAAGAAGUCAAAAGAGUUGGAGCACCAGAAUUUCUAUCUUAUGCACCUCUGCAUUGUGAGAGAAUACUUAGAACUGGAAUUUCAGGAGUUGAAGCAGGAAGGUGCCCUCGACUUCCCUUACGACAUGGAACGAAUCAUUGACGACUUCAUCUUGAUGGCAUUCUUUGUGGGCAAUGAUUUCCUUCCCAAUCUUCCAAACCUUCACAUCAACGAAGGAGCACUGGCGCUCAUGUUUCAAAAGUACAAGCAGGUCCUUCCGGGGUUGGGCGGCUACAUCAAUGAGCACGGAGUUAUCCAAUUGGAUAGGCUGGGUAUCCUUCUGGACGCGUUAUCUGACGUUGAAUAUCGUUUCUUCGAAGCCGAAUACAGCGAUGCGAAGUGGAUCAACGCGAAGCGCAAUGGUGCGGAAGAAGAAGAGCCUGCCAAAGCGCAGCGUGGUCCUGUAAGGAUCACACCCCAGCAGAAAGAGCUCUUCAAAGAGGUGAAGAAGUACUUCAUCUCGCCUGCAAGCAAGGAUCCUGCAACCAGACAACCGCUCACGCUUCCUACCUCACUCCCGGCGAGGGAUCGCAAGUUCAUACAACAGCUGGCAACAGACCUACAUCUACAAUGGGCGACCAAAGAAGACGAGGAAGGCGAUCGUUUCAUUCAACUAGAAUUCCCACCUUCGAAUGGCGAGGAAGAGUCCGAAGAUGAAGAGUCACAAUUAGCCGUGACCAGGAUCCUCAAGCGCUACGAGAAUGCCAAGGUAGAGGACAUCACGGACGGACAAGCCCAAAUCGAUCUGAAGAAGAAGUAUGAUGAAAAGUUCCUGGAGUGGAAGGACAAGUACUACAGAGAGAAAUUCGAUUGGGGUCUCGAAAACGAAGAAGGUAUGAGACAGCUGACGGAGAAUUACGUUCAGGGUCUCCAGUGGGUGCUUUUCUACUACUACCGUGGUGUUGCAUCCUGGCCAUGGUACUACCAAUAUCACUACUCACCAAUGAUUUCGGAUGUCAAGAAGGGUCUGGCAGCCGAUCUGAAUUUCCAGCUUGGGCAGCCGUUCCGGCCAUUCCAGCAAUUGAUGGGUGUCCUGCCGGACCGCAGCAAGAAGAUCGUCCCAGAAGUAUAUCACCCGUUGAUGACCUCGCCAGAUUCGCCAAUCAUCGACUUCUACCCACGAGACUUCGACUUGGACAUGAAUGGUAAGAAGAUGGAGUGGGAAGCUGUGGUGAAGAUACCAUUCAUUGACGAAAAGCGUCUGCUUGGCGCCAUGGCUACCAAAGACCCUCUUCUGUCUGAAGAUGAACGCAUCCGCAACGACUUUGGGGUCAGUCUGAAAUUCACCUAUUCAGAUGAAGUUGACUACACGUAUCCAUCUUCUCUAACCGGCAUUUUCCCUGAUUUGCCUCAUUGUCACUGUGUUCAGAACGAGUUCGAAUUGCCAACAAUGGACGGUCUGGAACCUUUUGUUGGUCUGGUCGAGGGAGUCAAACUGGGUGCGGCCGCCCUGGCUGGUUUCCCAAGCUUGAAGACCUUGCCUUUUACUGGGUCUUUGGGUUUCCAUGGAGUCAACGUCUUCCAACAAGACAGUCGAAAUGAAAGCAUGGUCAUUACCUUGUCCGACACCGAGUUACGAAGCAGGUCAGAAUUUGCGCAGCAGCUGUUGAACAAGCGAGUACAUGUCGGAUACCCGUUUCUGCAAGAGGCGAAAAUCGUCAAGGUGUCUGACGAGCUCUUCGACUACACCAUGCCCGAGGACGGACCUCAACACGUCCGGGCGACCGAGCACAGUGGGAAUGAAAUUGACCAAUUUCACAAGAAAUCCGAGCGCAUCGAAAAAUGGUACAGCAAAAGACUUGGAAUGCUGACUGGCGAUGUGGAAACGCUUGUGCACGUCGAAAUGCUCAAAGGUUUGAAGAAGCUCGACGACGGAUCUACUGUCAAAGAAUUUGCUGAACUUCCCGGAAUGGAAACAAUCCAUGCCACACAAAUGGUGGUUGAGAAUGUCAUUAGUGAGGACGUUCGAUUCAUCGAAAAAGCGGCACUUCCAAUCGAAGAAGAAUUUCCAGACGGCACGAAUGCUUUCUUCCUUGGAGAUUAUGCAUACGGAAGACCUGUCAGCGUCGUUGGACAUGAAAACGGGAAGGCGAAAUGUCUCAUUGCUCUUUCAAGUGGACGACAGAAUGAUUUCGGACGUGACAUCGCACGUCAAGCUCAGAAACUUUCGCCAUACGUACCCUCAUACGCGGUCGCCCGAAACCUCAAUCUGAAUGCGCUGGCGUUGGCGAAGAUCACUUCGUCCUUUACUGUCGUGGUCGACGACACCAGAGUCAACCUCGGCCUCAACCUCAAAUUCGAAGCAAAAAAGCUUAAGGUACUGGGUUAUUCACGAAAGGGCGAGACGGGAUGGGAAUUCAGUCCAGCAGCCGUAGACUUGAUCCAACAGUACAUGAUCAAGUUUCCACAGUUCAUUGCAGCAAUACACAACAAUCCUCAGGGUGACAUGUUACCGGCCACAGCAUUCUUCCCUGGUGACAAGGAAGAGGCCAAGGCCAAGAUCAAGGAAAUUCAAGCAUGGCUCAAAGAGAUCCAGUCAAAGAGCUUCGAGAAAGUGCCUCUAGACGCAGAACAGCUUGAUUCGGAGAUUGUCAAAGGUAUUGAGCAAGCCGCCGACGAGGCGCUUCGCACUGAACCACCACCACAGAACAAGACCAUCGGGGGUGUCCCACGCCACGGUCUGCUGAAGCCUUCUGACGCCCAGUGGCGUCUGGGAAGUCAGAGGUUCAGUCUAGGUGAUAGGGUCAUCUACGUGGCCGACUCAGGAAAGGUUCCCAUAGCCUCCAAAGGUACGGUUGUGGGAUUGACCCAGACUACGCGGGAGACUUGGCUUGAUGUCGUGUUCGAUGUAUCUUUUAUGAGUGGUACAUCGCUGGGCGAUCGAUGUUCGCCCUUCCGAGGGUCCACGGUGCCUACUUGGUCAGUACUGAAUCUCACCAAUCGCCAGAUCCUCGCAUCCUCCAAGGCCAGUACACACAGACAACCAUCUUCAACACAAUCGCCACUUACUGUCGCUGGCUAUGGUCAACCAGGUAUCAAUGGCCAAGCGCAACUACGUCCGGCACAGGCGCCACCAGCUCUGCGAGGAUCAUGGCGUGGAGCUGUGGGUGGAGCAACAACAAAUGGUCGUGGCGGCAUGAACGGUACAGCUGGUCGAGGUCACGCCAGUGGCACAACCAUGCCUAUCCGGACUUUCGCUGGAAACAAUGCGAAUGGUGGUCGUGGAGCCAAUGGAUUUAGUGGUGGACGAGGAGCCAGAGGCGGCUAUACACCCAUUGACCGUGGUGAUCCUCAAGCUGGAGUCAUGCACAACAAUCCCAGUUUUCGACCGAAGUCACAUAACAACGUCCCUCCGCCAGCGGACUUGAACAAUCCGUCCACCCCUCGUGGGCGUGGUGGUCGAGGCCGUGGUGGUGCAGCUCGAGGUGGGCGAGGUACCUCUUCUGUGAGAGGUGGAUCUCAAACACAGACGUCAUCUUGAGCAAGCAUCUACGCAGGCAUGUGUUGUGGAUUUUGAAGCAUGACUUCGA
Molecule: messenger RNA, 4605 nt
Organism: Exophiala viscosa
Lineage: Eukaryota; Fungi; Ascomycota; Eurotiomycetes; Chaetothyriales; Herpotrichiellaceae
Product: phosphodiesterase/alkaline phosphatase D
Exons: 1
Coding region: 333-4556 (1407 amino acids)
Biological process (GO): nuclear-transcribed mRNA catabolic process
Molecular function (GO): 5'-3' exonuclease activity; nucleic acid binding
Source: RefSeq, a predicted model, not a curated record